Telopea speciosissima is the source of this 662-nucleotide messenger RNA. RefSeq lists its product as uncharacterized. The record is from RefSeq and is a predicted model, not a curated record. The transcript has 4 exons. NCBI's taxonomy places the organism in Eukaryota, Viridiplantae, Streptophyta, Magnoliopsida, Proteales, Proteaceae. Bases 160 to 510 code for a protein of 116 amino acids.
CUUCAGGUGGAUGGUUGACAUUGGAGAAGGGUAAUAUCGAUAUUUUAUAAGAGCAAAGUAUCCAUGGCGGUAUAAAACGAUCUCUGUUACUCCUGUCUUGGUUUGAUUUUGCUGAGGAAGUAAUCUACGAACCCUAGAUCAACUUUCAUAGUAAGCUCAAUGGCGUCGAGAAUUGCAGCAAGAUACGUAUCCAGAAGGUUCUCGAGCGGUGGCAAAAUCCUCAGUGAAGAGGAAAAGGCUGCAGAGAACGUUUACAUCAAGAAAACUGAACAGGAGAAGUUGGAGAAGCUUGCACGCAAGGGCCCUAAACCAGAAGAAACAUCGACGACAGUCUCUGGUGAGUCAGCUGUUGAGUCUAAACCCAGUGGCCCUGCAUCAUCAACAUCUGGUGGUGUAUCGACAGACAAGAAUCGAAACUAUGCAGUUCUUGCAGGUGUCAUAACUGGUCUUGGUGCAUUGGGCUGGUAUCUGAAAUCAAGUUCCAAGAAGCCAGAGGAAGUCCAGGAUUGAGAGGUCAGGUGGCUUCAAAGGAGGAACAAGUGAAGGCAGUCAGGCUUUUGAGUUAGGUUGGAUCUACUUUAUCAGGCUUUCUGAACGUGCUACUUGAGGAACACAAAUCAGAGAGUUGAGAACUUAAUGACUUUUUUUUGUUUUUUUUAAUU